GCAAUCUCGUGUAAACGCAUGGUGUGAAUUUUAUUAAACGCAAAAUCUACGCUUGUGCUUGUAAGAACUCGUAAAUUUACAAUUUACAAUCGUUGGUUGUUUUUUAUUCACCAUUUAUUUAUCAGCUUUUAACAAUCAGCAACAUGCCGGAAAUUACGACUAAUGGAGACCAUGAGAAGAUCAAUGGUGAGCAUCAGGAGCAAGAAGAGGAAAUAGAUCCUCAUUUCGAGCCAAUUAUUUCCUUGCCACUGAUUGAUGUGUCGAGCAACGAGGAGGAUGAAGUUGAGAUGCUUAAACUGCGUGCUAAGCUGUACCGUUAUGACUCAUCAAAUGAUCCACCAGAAUGGAAAGAAAGAGGUACCGGUGAUGUUAAAUUAUUAAGACACAAAACCAAACAUACAGUUCGAGUGGUAAUGCGACGGGAUAAAACGUUGAAAAUAUGCGCAAAUCAUUUUAUUACCCCUUGGAUGGAAUUGAAACCUAAUUGCGGUAGCGAUCGUGCCUGGGUUUGGAGUGUGUUAGCUGACUACGCUGAUGAAUUACUCAAGCCGGAAUUACUUGCCAUCAGAUUUGCUAAUGCUGAAAACGCUUCUCUUUGGAAAGAAACAUUUGAAAAAGCAAAAAAAAUAGUCGGUACUGAAUGCGAGAUCUACGCAGGAAAAAACAAUCCUGACGCUGAAGCUGACAGUGACAGUGAUUCGAGUUACAACGGAACGGAUGAGAGUGAUGCUGAGGAUAAAGCACCAGAGAAUCCAGAAAAAGAGAGCAAUGAAAAGGAAGCGACAAAUACAAAUAAAACAGACUCGAGUACUGACCAAGUGACUGAACAACUCACAAAUCUUGAUGUCAAAGAUACUAAAGAGGAAUAGUAAUCAAGGACUUUUUAUAAUCCAUGUAAAUUUAAUAUUAAUUACUUAUAAUUAUAUUAAUAGAUAAACAUUCCCGCGUAUAAGAAUGGUGCAAGUGAAAAUGUUGAUUGCUUUAGACAUUUCUUAUUGUUAAUAAUUCAUAUUGAUAACAUUUUAAUAAUAAUUAAAAUCACAGAAGUUUUUUUUAAGUUCAAAUAUCUUGUUCAUAAUUCUUAACGCUUAAUUUAUACGGUUUUGCAUACUUAUCUGUGAUUUAUUCUUUUUUUUUAUUACUAUUUUAUCUUACGACUCAUAUUUUAGUGUGAUGGUAAACAAAACAACGUUUGAUCAUAAUUGUAGUAGUUAGUUUUUAAUUUAAGUAUUUGUACGGCAUUUAUUACGAUUGAAUUUAUAAUCACACUUAUUUUUAAAACUGUUAACUUUUAAGAGCAAACAGUAAUUCGAUAAAUAAAUUUCAACUUAUUCCUAUAAAAAA
Molecule: messenger RNA, 1344 nt
Organism: Cotesia glomerata
Lineage: Eukaryota; Metazoa; Arthropoda; Insecta; Hymenoptera; Braconidae
Product: ran-specific GTPase-activating protein-like
Exons: 4
Coding region: 144-869 (241 amino acids)
Biological process (GO): nucleocytoplasmic transport
Cellular component (GO): cytoplasm; nuclear pore
Molecular function (GO): GTPase activator activity
Source: RefSeq, a predicted model, not a curated record